CUGGGAGAUAUAAACUUUCAUCCCGGUAACACUAUAAAUUGUGAGAGACAAUUACCAGGGCAAAUUAUCUGAGCUCCAAUGGGCUUAUCAUCUUCGAAGCGUGUUGAGACUUCCUUUGCCAACUCCGCCGAGUUCGAUUCUGCCUGUAACUCUGCCUACUCUCACUGCCUUUCCCUGAGUCAACACGCCUUCCCUGGCGUCCUCCCUUACCAGCUCGUGACCGCCUCCGAUCACAUCCACCAAAUUCUCAUCUCUAACCGCUCACAUCCCCUCAUCCUCAAGUGGGUCCCGCACCCCCCGAGUCGGACGCUGGUCGACUCGGCCUUCAAGAAAGUCACCCUCCACUGGCACCGGCCCGAAGACAGUUCGGUGGACGUUAUCGGGCCGGCCCGUUUUAAGAAAUGGGCCGUGGUUUUGUAUGCGGAGGCUGUUGUGGGUAAUGCCGGAAAGGCUUUACUGAGUCGGGUACCAAUUGGAGUGGCGGGAAUCGCAGGAAUCGGAGCCAUGACUCGGUCUGGAAAGAGUCUCGUUGGGGCUGCGAUUGGAGUCUAUGCAGUGGGUGUCGCCACUUCUAUUUAUCUUAGCUUGUCUGUGGCUACAGGAUCAAUCCCCAUUGUCUUGCCCACUGGCAUGUAAAAUCGUAGAGAACUCUAUUCCUCUCCUUGUUGACAAGAAGCUUCAAGCAGUCAGGUCAACGGAUUCAUUGGUUCAUUCAAGAGCUCAAAAUGGCAGACCCUGAGCUCACUAAAAUGUAAACUUUCUCAGGGUCAAAAACAGAGGUAAUAAAUGAUCAAAAGCAGAAGACAAAUAGCAGCAAAAGCUAGAUUAGCAUUCGGUUUAAACAAAAGACAUAGUAUAUGUGGGAACUCUGCCAUUAUUAAACCAGUGCUCCUAGUUUUGAUGUAGAGAGCUUCAAAGAGAUGGAUAGGUUCAGAACUUCUGUGAGAGAGCUUAAUAAUUCUUUUAUCAGAAAAAAUCCAGAGUUUACUUGUGACUUUUGGGCAGUGAAAGUUCAGAGAAAAAAGUCUUGUGGGUUAUUAGUCAUGAUAUAUAAUGUUGUGACUUGUAAUCAUGAUGUUAGUCAUAUAUAAUGCUGGGUUCUUUUGUUCUAAUCUUGCAAAUUCAGAGAAUCUGUGCAAUCUCAAAUAAUUGACAAUAGAAAAAAUUUUAUACGUA
This is a messenger RNA of Mangifera indica (mango), 1176 nucleotides long. RefSeq lists its product as uncharacterized. The record is from RefSeq and is a predicted model, not a curated record. The transcript has 2 exons. Lineage: Eukaryota; Viridiplantae; Streptophyta; Magnoliopsida; Sapindales; Anacardiaceae. The coding region runs from base 79 to 636 and encodes 185 amino acids.